AUGGCUGGUGGAAAAGGCAAAACCAGUCGAGGGAGAGGUGCUAAAGAAGGCUCUGGUGGUAGAUCCAACCCCGUCCUUGGUAAAUCCAACGACAGCCGCAGGUGCAUGCUCGACCCAACGCUCAACGGCGGUGGUGUUCGAACCAAAGUCGCACCUCCUCCUCAAACCAAAGAUACAUCAGGUGCUCCAGCCAACCUCGAACCUGCUCCUCAAAACUCAGCCGCACGUACUCCGACCACCAACGGUGGUGGUCAAUUUCCACCCUCGAAACAAUCUCAAGCUCCUUACCAACUACAGUUUCUGAAUCCGAACCCACAACCUCAGCCAGUGGAGAUUCCUCAGCAACAAGCUCCUCAUGGUCAAUUUCCUCAGGAAGGUGAAGUUAAUAAUUACAACCCGAACCAUGAUCUUGAUAUAGAGGAUGACAUACCACUUGAUGAUCCCAACCUCGAUGCGCAAGACUACCAACAGUUGUUAGCAAAUCUGAUGGCUCUUCCGGGCCGAGAACGUCUAACUAACUAUCUUGUCUGA
Molecule: messenger RNA, 531 nt
Organism: Arabis nemorensis
Lineage: Eukaryota; Viridiplantae; Streptophyta; Magnoliopsida; Brassicales; Brassicaceae
Source: the annotation of a GenBank genome assembly